AUGCCUCCGCCACACUCUCGAACAUCGAAGAAAAAGCCGUCGAACUUCUCGACUCAACUCAAGUUACUCUUCAAACAACUUUUUCAUCUAUCCUUUUACAAAGAUAUUUUAAUCAAUCCGACCAAAUCCAUUUAUGUCAUGUCUACUCUAUUUCUUCUGGAAAUUUUCCUCAAUAUAUUCAUUAUUAACAAAAUCAACUACACAGAAAUCGAUUGGAUAGCGUAUAUGCAGGAAGUAGAAGGUGUUGUCAAUGGCACUUAUGAUUAUUACAAACUCAAAGGCGAUACCGGUCCCCUCGUUUACCCAGCAGGCUUUGUUUAUGUCUAUUUAAUCUUUUAUUAUAUAACAAACUUCGGUCAAAAUAUCCGGCUUGCUCAAUAUGUAUUUGCUGGUCUUUAUUUGAUGAUGAUUUCAGCUGUUUUUUAUAUUUACAACAGAAAUGCAAAGAUUCCACCGUAUGCGUAUAUCUUCAUGUGUUUAUUAGCAUACCGUAUUCAUUCAAUUUUUGUCCUUCGACUCUUUAAUGAUCCGAUCGCGAUGACCUUUUUAUAUAUUUCAAUUGUUUUACUUCUCCGACGUCAAUGGACUUUAGGCUGUAUUCUCUAUAGUGUGGCAGUGUCGAUUAAAAUGAAUAUUCUAUUGAUGGCGCCGGCAUUAUUCAUUAUUCUAUUACUUUCAAUUGGAUUUCGUGCAACAGUCAAGAAUAUUCUCUAUUGUGCUUUGUUGCAGUUUGCCUUUGCUCUGCCAUUUCUCUUAUCAAAUCCAACUGCUUAUCUGAUGCGUUCAUUCGAUCUUGGCCGUCAGUUCUUCUACAUAUGGACAGUGAAUUGGCGUUUGAUUCCCGAACAUAUCUUUCUUAAUCGGUAUUUUCAUCUCAGUUUAUUGGCGUUUCACAUAUUAAUCUUAUUAUACGUUUGUCGUUAUCAAUGGUUAAAAAGCAUCAAAACGUUUAAUGAUUUAUUAAAUUAUCAUAAAAAUUACUAUCUAUCGGACGAUGCAAUUAUCACACUGAUGUUCUACGCCAAUUUCAUAGGUAUUUGUUUUUGUCGUUCGUUACACUAUCAAUUUUAUGUCUGGUAUUAUCAUAUGCUUUAUCAUUUACUCUGGAGCACAAACUCGAAGGCAAUGUUUAAUCUUUUAAUCGUUGGUUUGAUUGAAUUCUCUUGGAACACGUAUCCAUCAACAGUGAUGAGUAGCUUGAUUCUACAUGUUUGUCAUGGAUAUAUCUUGUUCAAAUUACUAACAUCGUUAACUAUGGAACCGAAUGCAAAGAAAAUAGAUAAAAAAGUGAAAUAA
Messenger RNA from Adineta ricciae, 1296 nucleotides. Lineage: Eukaryota; Metazoa; Rotifera; Eurotatoria; Adinetida; Adinetidae. The record is from the annotation of a GenBank genome assembly.